UUAGCCCCCUCCCCUUUCUGCAUGUAUUCUGGGAUGUCAGCAGCAUCUUGUCGUAAGCUUGCUGUAAAAAGAAGGAACUACAUUGGUCCACAACCCAGGGCACCCUGUGCAGACCUACAGAAUGUCAAGCUCACUGGUAGUAUGUGAGGUGGACCCAAGCCUACAAGAAAAACUGAAGAUGUUUCGUUUUCGGAAAGAGACCAACAAUGCUGCCAUUCUGAUGAAAAUUGAUAUGGAGAAACAACUGGUGAUCUUAGAAGAGGAGUAUGAAGACAUCUCACUGGAUGACCUGAGAGAGGAGCUUCCAGAGCGGCAGCCCAGAUAUAUAGUCUACAGCUACAAACUGGUUCAUGCAGAUGGACGAGUGUCUUACCCUCUCUGUUUCAUCUUCUCCAGUCCUGUGGGCUGCAAGCCGGAACAGCAGAUGAUGUACGCUGGCAGCAAAAACAGGCUGGUUCAAUCAGCUGAACUCACCAAGGUGUUUGAGAUUCGGAAUGCAGACGACCUGACCGAGGAGUGGUUGAAGGAAAAGCUGUCUUUCUUUCACUGAGACAUACUCUCAGGACCAGCUCUUCCUUACCCACAUAUUGUUCUUCAUUAUGGGAUCACAGGGCUGACCUCAAAUCUACGGAAGACUGCUACUGUAUUUAACGUGAAGAUUGUGAUUAGCUAUGAUAAAGUGUUGUCACUGGUACACUUAAUAAUGCAAAUCUAUUCGAUGUAUUAUAAUAAAGCUUCUUUUAAAAAAAA
This is a messenger RNA of Electrophorus electricus (electric eel), 750 nucleotides long. NCBI's taxonomy places the organism in Eukaryota, Metazoa, Chordata, Actinopteri, Gymnotiformes, Gymnotidae. The record is from RefSeq and is a predicted model, not a curated record.